AUGAGGUUGUUGUUGACCCUAUUCCUUUAUUCUACCGUUGGUUGUAUCAAAGUUUACAAGGAUAUUGUCUUGGGCGAGACUUUCGUAGAAGAAUGGGAGCCGCACAAGAAUAUUUCCGAGCACAUUGUGGAGUUCGCCUCUGAGAUGGCACCAUACUACUUUGCCGCGAACUACGAUGAUGACGCCGAGUUUCGAACUGAAAAAGUGAGGGACACGCGAUAUGAGAUCGACAAAGUCGUGAAACACCAUUGGAGGGAAAUUACGUACCGCAAUAUUGACGACGUCAAGGAGAAGUUUCACAAUUCCAUCAUCCCGUACGCCAAGGAGUACCGAGCAAAGAACAAUCAGCCCAUCGCCGAGAAUUUGGAGGAGGAAGUGAUGAACUUCUUGGAGGAUUUGCGCUUCAAGUACAUACGAAUGUUUGUUAGCCGCAACUCCACUCGCCACGAUGACGUUUACAUCCCGGUGUUCGUCGAAAUGGCUCUGAUUCGACAGAAGUUGACGCCACGCGUGAUGCUUAUCAAGGACCUCUACGAUCUCGUCGAGGAAGACACGUUCGCUGCCCAGGAGUCGCAAGCAGCUGCUGCGUUGAAGGAGGCUCAGAAGAAGGUGGAUAAGGAGUUGCAGGUGACGCUCGCUACCCUUCUAACCACCGGCGCCCCGGAAGUGACUAAGCCUGUCACUGUAGAGGCUGAAGCAAAGGAAACCACCGCUGAAACCACGACGGCACCACCAACUGUUGAAACUGAGGCACCAAAAACAACCGAGGCCAUCACCUCCGCUACGACCACUACAGCGGAAGUUAAAGAAGCGGAAACGACAGUGGCAAAGAAGCCAGUUGCCGAUUCGACAGCAAAGCCAAAAGCCCCGGGGCGCAUCAUCGAGGUGUUCGAUCUGCCGACAACUUACACGAAGACGCCAAAGACGAUUGUGGCGGUGGAGACGACCGAAGAAGCCACCACCGAAGCCACGACUACAGAAGCUGCCACUGAAACCACUACCGAAGCCACGACGACAGAAGCUGUUACUGAAGCCACUACCGAAGCCAAGGAAGAUAGCUCAGAGGAAACGGCCACUGAAGAGGCGGUUACGGAAAGCCCCGAAGAGGAAGAUUCCGAGUCUGCCGCCGUAGAAGGCGGACAAGGCGAUGGCGCUGAAGAUGACGAAGAAUUGGCGAGGGCCUCCGAGGUGAAACGGCACGACAUCACCUAUCUGAUCCCACAAGAGGCU
Molecule: messenger RNA, 1230 nt
Organism: Mesorhabditis spiculigera
Lineage: Eukaryota; Metazoa; Nematoda; Chromadorea; Rhabditida; Rhabditidae
Source: the annotation of a GenBank genome assembly